Messenger RNA from Mytilus trossulus (common blue mussel), 2994 nucleotides. RefSeq lists its product as uncharacterized. Gene Ontology annotation, molecular function: DNA binding. The transcript is spliced from 5 exons. The record is from RefSeq and is a predicted model, not a curated record. The coding region runs from base 49 to 1830 and encodes 593 amino acids. NCBI's taxonomy places the organism in Eukaryota, Metazoa, Mollusca, Bivalvia, Mytilida, Mytilidae.
CAUCAGAUCAGAGAAAAUAAUAUCAACACAAAUAAUAACGCAAUAAAUAUGGAGUUUCUAGUUAUUUAUUUUGCCUUUGACAAUGCAUUUGAAGCAGUCAAUAUGUCAAAGGUAGAAUGUGAUAAAACAGAGGCGGAAAUGGUGAAGGGAACUAAAUGCCAGGUACCUUUCGAGACCGAAAGCAUCAGUGAGGAUGGCAAAGACACUGUGGAGACAAAACUUUAUGAUGGCAUUAUUCUCUGUUCUGGACAAGUUAAAAAGAAAGCAGAAGAGUUGGCAAACCAAUGUCAAAAGAAAUUAACAGAUGGUCUACCAGUUCAGACAUUGUUUAAAGAUUUUCAAGCCAACACCAAAAGAAAUGCCUCAUCCAAAUUAACAGAGGCCAUAAAGGAGCUACAAGAUGAAGAACCAUGUCCAUCUGAGAAGAAGAAAGUGAAAAAGGACAAAGUCUCAACCAAGUCAACUAUUAAGUCUAAGAAAGUACAUGUAGCAACAUCAAAUGGUUCAGCAAAACCCGCCAAAAAAUCAACAGAUACAUGUAAGGCUACAGCUGUUAAGAGUGCUCUUCAUCCUGAUAAGAUGGCUGAAAUUUCAGCAAUGUUGAACAUAGAACAGUCUCAAGGAAAAGAAGAUCUAAAUUUGGUUAAAGUUAUGAGCAGUACUACUUGUACUUCAACACCUAAAAGACAGGACAUAUGCAGCCCAAAAAAGACAGUCACUUCUAUGUAUGAAGAUAUAUCACCUGUUAAACAGACAGUUACAAUUGAUCCCAUAUCAAUUGCAAGUUUAAGGCGCUCACCAAGAAAACACUGUAGUUCAGUUCUGUUUACCCACAAAUUGGAUGAUGCAGUACAAAUACAUGUACCAAAAGAAAACAUAUCAACAAUAGGCCAGUCAACUGACAAAUGGGAUGGUGUUUUUGUCGACUCAGUUAAUAGCAUCUAUGACAUGGACAAGAAAGAAGUGCAUGAAUUGCAUUCGAACUUUGGGAAAGAAACUGAUGAGUUUGAAAAACUUAACAAUGAUCAUGACAUGCCAACAGACAGUAGUCAAGAGCAGACUAAAAAGGAACUUAUAUGUAAUCUUCUUGGAAUAACCAAAGAGGAAGCAGCCACAACCAGCAUGGUAUUGGGAAGGUUGUCAAAAAUACUAGGUGGUCAUGAUUUUAUUAGUUCAAAUAAUACUCCAUUUAAACCACCCAGCAUGCCUAGUAUCUUUAACAAUGAUCCUGAUGAAAUUAAUGAACCCGAUGUCAGUAGCAUUAUCAACACAGAGAAUGAUUCAAUAGUGGACAUGAGUACAGAAGAACAAGACAAUUCGCAAUCUACUUGGAGCUCAAAGGACAGCUGUAAUGUUAGUCAAAACAGUUCAAAUGCAUGUUCUGAGGCUGAAUCUUCAAACUCUAGGAUUAGAGGAUCCAAACCCGAUGACAAGCAGCUGACUGUUCUUAUAAAAGACUCCUUGGACCCUAACAAGUUCAAGGAUGUUCUAGUAGUAAAAACUGAGGAAAGACAUGCACGUUUGCAGGCCAAAUCUUCAAAGAGACCAGCCAUAGCCUUAUUGAAUGCUAUAUUGACAUGUGUUUUCACCAAAGCAGAAUUAGCUGUUUCUUCUGGACUAGGCAUCAGAAAGAUGAAAGGAGAAGUAGCUAGUUGCCCGUUGGAUGGUACAAAAAUUGAAGCAAUACGAGAGUAUAUCAUGUACCAUUGUACGCGUGAGGGAUGGCAGCUGCCUUCUAAAGUUGAAUUUAAUACAACAAUAACCAACAAAGUUACAAUCUGCAGAAGGAAACUGUUAACUCAUCCAGUGCUCAAGAAAAAAUCUUGUUGAAUUACAAUUAAUGUACAUUUGGAUAUGGACAUACACAACAAUCAACUGGAUUAUUUGCGUCAUAAUUUUUCUUUACAUAAAUUUAUACAUGUGUUGAGUGAACAUGGCUUUUAUAUACACAUGUAUUUAUAAGAUGGAAAUUUUUUAGUGUUGUCUUAAUAAUAGUGUGAUAGAAUUAUGAAUUCUAGCUAAGCUAUCCAUUCUCUUUUAAAAAAGUGGCAGGAUUCUAUUAAGUGUGUGUAUAAAAGUGAAAGAUGGGUCCUUGUACUAUUUAGCAAAGAACACAAUAACAUUUAGAUAUUUGCAUACAUGUACAUGAAUGUGCAUUAGUGGCACACAAUAUAUAUUGAAAGUAAAUACAAUGUAUAUUUGUAUAUAUGGGAUAUAGUUUAUAUGGAAAAUGUGUUUAUUGAGAAGUAUAAGUUUAAUUCUUAUUGAGGUAAGUUGCUGUAUUGCCAUGAAUAUUACUUUAUCAAGUUUCCUGCCAGCUAGCUAUAUCUGACUAUAAAACCCUAUUUUGAAUACAUGUAUAUAAAAAUGUAGGUUGUUAAACAUGCAUGGUGACUGGACACAUCCCCCCUUAGAAUAAAGAUCUGAUGAAAAUACUUUUUUUAUAUUGAAAGACCAUUUUUAAUUACAUAUAUAAUGGUAUAUACAUUUGUGUACUUUGUCAAACUGCUAUACAUAUAUAUUUAACAUGUUCAAUGUAACUAUUAAUUCAAUGAGCUAAAUCUUUUUCAUUAAAACAAAACAUUUGGUACUUAUAAAUCCUCAGUGCCCCUUAAUUCAUGCUAAUUUACUGGUGUAAAUAAUAUUUUUUUAAAUGAUUUUAAUGAUCACUUAAUUUCAUGUAAAUGUACUGUAUGUUCUUUAUAUGAUGUGUUUUGAUAUUUUGAAUUAUUAGCUGAUCAGUUCAUAUAUCAUGAAAAUUAUGCUUAAAUUACAUUUCUAAUAAUUUGAUUACCAGUACGUAUCAUGAUAUUCAAUGUUAAGCUAUGAGCUACAUACAUAUAUAGCUAGAAAAUUGAUUUCCAUUUCUUGAAAUUACAUAUAUAUUGCAUGCAUUUUAUUCUGACAUCAAUAUUUGUUAUCAUAUUGAAAAGCUAAACAUAUUAUUUAAGUUACAUGUACUUCAGGAUUGUUAAUUAAUAAAAAUAAAUUUGU